AUGCGUGAUGAGAGUUUUGAACCAUGGCAGCCAUUCUAUGCUCUUUUACCAAUUAUUAUAGCAAAUCAAGAAAAUCAGAUAGAUUUAGAAAAAUUUAUUAAAAAUACAAUUAAAUUGUUGAAAAAUCGCGAAAGUGUUUACUGUGGAUGGGGUCCAUCUAACUAUGAAGGCCCCGAGAUGGUUCCUUUAUACGGAAAUUUAAUUUUAUUAGGAUUACUCGGUACAGAAGAAGCAUACGAACUUGCCGAUCGAAAGAAAUUCUAUCAGUACAUCAUGUCAUGCAAAAAUCCAGAUGGUUCAUUUUCAAGUUCACCAGGUUCUUCUACUGAUCUUAGAACUACAUUUUCGGCAUUAUUUGUCGCAUGGAUUCUUAAUAUUAUUACACCAGAAUUAUCCGCAGGCCUUGUUGACCUUGUAAAAAGUUGUCAAACGUAUGAAGGCGGAUUUUCACCAAUGCCAAACGCAGAAACACACGGAGGUUAUACAUACUGUGCUGUAGGAAUCCUAUACAUCCUCAACAAGCUAAAUGAAAUCAAUAUUAAUAAAGUUAUAAGAUUUAUUGCUGAUCGUCAAGAUUCUUUCUCUGGCGGCUUUAAUGGUCGUACAGGAAAACUUGUUGACUCGUGCUACUGUUGGUGGGUGGGAUCACCUGCUCGAACUCUUGCGAAUUAUUUAGAUAUCGGACCAUUUUGGGACGAUAAAGCAAUUUCUCAAUUUUUAUUACGCAUAGUUCAAGGUAAAUACGGAGGAUUUUGCGACCAUCCUCCUGAUUUUGCUGAUAGUUUCCAUACACUUUUUGGAUCCGCUGGUUUAGCUGUUGUUGGUAAUUUAGAACCCGAUUGUUUAAGUGGGGUUCCUACGACAGAAACUAUUUCCUCAAUUCCUAUUGAAAAAUUCGAAAAAAUCAAGAAGUACUUUGAAUCUAAACCUUUUACUCCUUAA
Trichomonas vaginalis G3 is the source of this 942-nucleotide messenger RNA. Its product is annotated as protein farnesylation. Bases 1 to 942 code for a protein of 313 amino acids. The record is from RefSeq and is a predicted model, not a curated record. Gene Ontology annotation, molecular function: protein farnesyltransferase activity. Gene Ontology annotation, biological process: protein farnesylation. NCBI's taxonomy places the organism in Eukaryota, Parabasalia, Trichomonadida, Trichomonadidae. The transcript has a single exon. Gene Ontology annotation, cellular component: protein farnesyltransferase complex.